UGUGGACAAUAUUUACAAUUCUGUGCAUGUAACAUAUACAUUUCAAUUCUGUUGAAUGAAAAGCCCUAAAAUUUCAAAUGGUUCCUAUAUUUAUCUUCCUGAAUAAUAAUCUCUUCUAGAAUAUCUGUAAUAUAAUUUUGUAUUGAAUGAAAAUGUCCUCUCAUGGUGUUCUUUCACCAGUUGAUGUAAAUAUUGAUGAAGAUAGAUCUCCCGCCAGCAAAAGGUUCAAGUACAGUAAUGAAACUGAAAAUUUGCCAAACUGGAGUUUGAGUAAUGAAUUGGAACUACAUGAAGUAAUUGAUCAAGGAGUGAAGAAAUUAGAACCAGAAACGGUAGAAACUCAUGAAGAUGAUACUAUAUUUAAAAAGGAUAGACCGGAAUUUAUAGAUGUCUCAUGUCAUUCCAUGAGCCCUCAAACUAAACAAAAACAAAUUGCUCUUCUUGAAUCUACACUUACAAAAGGUACCCUAGAAAGAUUAAAUUUAGGAGAAUGGUCAACUCAAUCAGAACCAUCUAUGAGAACAUCUCCAAAAAUAAAUUAUUUCAAUUCAUUAUCUGAUGAAGUAAUUUUACAAAUAUUGACGUGGAUACCUAAAAAUUAUUUAGCAGACGUUAGUUUAACAUGCAAAAGGUUUAAUAGGCUAGCCCAAGAUGAGAGCUUAUGGACUAGAAUGGAUGUUUCAAAUAGAAAAAUAGGCAAAGGAAGAUUGGGACAACUUCUGAGUAAACAAGUUCUAAUACUGAGGUUAGCAAGAUCAGAGAUUAUUCAUCCUCCUAUUCUACCUACUCAGCCAGUAUAUUUCCCAGAAUUUAAGUGUAGAUUAACCUUCCUAGACUUGAGUAUGGCAGAAAUAUCUAAAGAAAGCCUUAUAGAUCUCUUUAAUAAAUGUCAAAGACUGAAAAAAUUGAGUUUGGAACAUGUAUCUGUUAAUGAUACAGUUUUAGAGGCCUUGGCUGGUAACAGAGAUCUUGAAGUUAUCAAUUUUGCGAUGGCUAUAGGAAUCGCUGUACCAGGAUUACAGUAUUUACUUAGAAAUUGCAGGAAGAUUAGAGAAUUGAAUAUAUCCUGGACCUAUCUCGCUCAGUCUACUAUUAAAUUCCUUUGUGAAAAUUUACCUUCAACUUUAGACAGGCUGAAUCUAUCAGGAUGUAGGAAACUAUUAAAUGAUGCAGAUUUAGCCUCUUUAGUUUGCUGCUGUCCUCGUUUAAGGGAAUUGGACUUAUCUGACUGCACUGCCAUCACAGGGGAAGCUGUAAAACAGAUCACUGCCUUAGAAGAUCUCAAUUUUCUCGCAUUAUCGAGAUGCUAUGCCAUAUGCCAUCGAUCUCUUUUAAUUCUCAAAAAAAUGCAUUCUCUUUCAUACCUAGAUAUUCAUGGUGGUUAUAUUGAUGAAGAAGAAUUGAAUCAUGUUCAACAAGGAUUGGGUGCAAGAGUACAUAUCAAUAAAUUUAAGUUUAGCUCUAUAGCUAGGCCUACUGUUGGAUUGAGAAGAUCGAGUAUUUGGAAUAUUCGCGUGAGAGAAUAAUUAAUGAUUUGUUAAAAUGUGAUUUAGAUGUAAUGAAUAGAGAAAGAGUUAAUAAAGUUUAUAUUUAAAUAAAAAA
This is a messenger RNA of Harmonia axyridis, 1602 nucleotides long. It is a transcript of the gene Skp2, whose product is annotated as S-phase kinase-associated protein 2. NCBI's taxonomy places the organism in Eukaryota, Metazoa, Arthropoda, Insecta, Coleoptera, Coccinellidae. Gene Ontology annotation, molecular function: protein binding. Gene Ontology annotation, cellular component: SCF ubiquitin ligase complex. The record is from RefSeq and is a predicted model, not a curated record. The transcript has 8 exons. Gene Ontology annotation, biological process: SCF-dependent proteasomal ubiquitin-dependent protein catabolic process. The coding region runs from base 147 to 1526 and encodes 459 amino acids.